GCGAAGAGCCCAUAUCAUUUCUGUUGUGUUUUCUGCUUCCAAACUGCACAAUCGAAAGCUCCGAUUUUCCCUUUUCCGGUCUUCUUUUCCCCAUUGUGUGAGCUAAAAUUCGGAGUUCUUGUUCUGAAUCUCGGGCUUGGAAAGCUUGGAGAUAGCUCGUCCUCUUAUCCGUUUGCAGUUAUUUGUGGGCACAAACUUGGUGUUAUGGGCGACAGUCAAACCAUGAUGGAACAAGCAUCUUCUGUAGCUCAGAAUGUUGCUAGUGUUAAUGCUUCUGAUGCAGCUGGUUCCAUUCUUCCAGAAACUGAAAAUGCUGCUCCUGGUGGCAUAUCUAAUACAGGAGAAAUCGUUUCUUCAUCCAGUGGAGUGAAUGCAGAUGCUGGGAGUACUCAUGUGGUGCUAGAAAAUGUUUCCCAGCAAGAAACCCCUGUUACAAUGGCCUAUGAUGCUGGUGAAAAUUUGACUGGUCUUGCAAACUCAUCAGCAAAUUCAGCUCAAGUUUCUGUUUAUGAUGCUUCACUCGGCAAUGGCGAUAGCAUGACCAGGGAUGGAGCAGCCAGUAUUAUUUCUGAAAAUGGGGUUGCUUCAGCCGAUGUUACUGGAUCUGCUGCUAUGUAUCAACCUUCGGAUGGUUCUGCCCUCAGCGCAGAAGAAGAAAGGUUAUGGAGCAUAGUAACAACUAAUUCUUUGGACUUUGAUGCUUGGACUACUUUAAUUGACGAAACAGAGAGAAAAUCAGAGGGCAAUAUUUCAAAGAUUAGAAAAGUUUAUGACACAUUUUUGGCGGAAUUUCCUCUUUGCUAUGGCUACUGGAAGAAGUAUGCUGAUCAUGAGGCACGACUAAGCUCUGUGGACAAAGUUGCACAGAUUUAUGAACGAGCUGUUCAAGGAGUUACCUACUCUGUGGACAUGUGGUUGCACUAUUGUGUCUUCGCUAUUGGCACUUAUGGAGAUGCUGACACUAUCAGAAGGCUAUUUGAAAGAGCAUUAGCUUAUGUUGGAACAGAUUAUUUGUGCUUCCCACUCUGGGACAAAUACAUAGAGUAUGAAAUUUCACAACAAAAUUGGUCCCGUGUUGCCACAAUUUAUACAAGGGUGUUAGAGAUUCCAAAUCAGCAGCUGGAUCGCUAUUUUGAAGGGUUUAAAGAGUUGGUUGCUAGUCGUCCUCUGUCUGAGUUGCGAACGGCUGAGGAGGCACCUGUCAUUGCCGAUACAGAUUCUCAAGAAAAUGAGGGAGAGGUUCCUCCUGAUGCUGCAGAACAAUCAUCUACGGCUGUAAACGCAAGCUUGAAAGAUGCUGAGGAAUUGGAGAAGUACAUUGCUAUUAGGGAAGAGAUGUAUAAGAAAGCUAAAGAAUUCGAUUUUAAGAUCAUUGGUUUUGAAACAGCGAUCAGGAGGCCCUAUUUCCACGUGAGGCCUCUCAAUGUUGCGGAGCUUGAAAAUUGGCAUAAUUAUCUUGAUUUCACAGAAGGUGGAGAUGACUUCAAUAAGGUUGUUAAGCUCUACGAAAGGUGUUUAAUAGCAUGUGCUAGAUACCCUGAAUUCUGGAUACGUUAUGUCCUGUGCAUGGAAGCUAGUGGUAGUAUGGAACUUGUGGAAAAUGCUCUUGCUCGUGCCACUCUAGUGUUUGUCAAGAGGCAGCCAGAGAUCCAUCUUUUUGCUGCUCGAUUUAAAGAGCAACAUGGUGACAUUUCGGGAGCUCGAGCUGCUUUUCAACACGUUCACACUGGGAUUGCACCUGGUCUUCUAGAGGCAAUAAUAAAGCAUGCAAACAUGGAAAACCGACUUGGGAAAUUGGAAGAUGCUUGUUCUUUGUAUGAACAGGCAAUUGCUAUUGAGAAGGGAAAGGAGCAUUCCCAAGCUUUGGCUUUGUUGUUCGCUCAGUACUCACGUUUCAUAUUCUUGGUUUCUGGAAAUGUUGAAGAGGCAAGAGAGAUUCUUAUUCGAGGUGUGGAGAGUGCGCCACUGUCAAAACCAUUUCUGGAGGCAAUGAUACACUUAGAGUCAGUUCAAACACUUCCAAAGCAAACAGAAUAUCUAGAUUCUUUGGUUGAGAAAUUUAUAGUUCCCAGUCCUGACAACCCUAGUAUUGCAAGUGUUGAUGACCGGGAGGAGCUGUCAAGCAUUUUCUUGGAGUUCCUGGAUCUGUUUGGAGAUGCUAUGUCUGUUAAGAAGGCAGAUUACCGACAUUCAAAAUUGUUCUUGAACCAUAGAAGCACAUCAGUGUCAAAGAAACGUCAUGCCGAGUACUAUUUAGCUUCGGACAGAACAAAACUUGCAAAAUCACUUGUUUCGACUUCUGUACCCUCUGUGCAGGGUGUGUAUCCUAGUACACAAAGUCAGUGGCCAGCAGGUUAUGGUGCACAACCUCAAACUUGGCCUCAAGCCCCACAAUCUCAGGCACAACAGUGGAAUUAUGCACAACAGGCAGCGUAUGCUGGUUAUGGAGCAAGUUAUGCACAUCCUCAAGCAUCAGUUCCAGUUCCUCAAAAUACAGCAUAUGGAACUUAUCCUCAGACCUACCAAGCGCAGCCGGCUUAUGCACAGCCUGCUGUAGCUGCAACUCCGGCCCAGCAAGCUCCUACUGCUGCUGCCGCACCCUCUGCUGGAUACUACACCGGUUAUUACUAAGGAAGCAAUGGAUCGGUCCAUUUUUGCUGUGUAAUUUGAUUCGUCGGUCGGUUGUAAGGUAUAAGGACACAUACGAUGAGUUUUAUGUGUGCUAUGAAUGGGGUUUUAAGUUGUCAGCUCGUAGGCAAAAUACUUGGUAGAUAUAGCUUAUAUUUAGACGAUCUCAGUGUAAUAUAACUCCUUUCUCUUCAGAUACUUAUGUCCUGAAGAUUAAUUCCAUUUACAAUUUGGCACA
Messenger RNA from Salvia splendens (bonfire salvia), 2866 nucleotides. RefSeq names its product pre-mRNA-processing factor 39. Lineage: Eukaryota; Viridiplantae; Streptophyta; Magnoliopsida; Lamiales; Lamiaceae. Gene Ontology annotation, cellular component: commitment complex; U1 snRNP; U2-type prespliceosome. The record is from RefSeq and is a predicted model, not a curated record. The transcript has 14 exons. The coding region runs from base 205 to 2631 and encodes 808 amino acids. Gene Ontology annotation, biological process: mRNA 5'-splice site recognition; RNA processing. Gene Ontology annotation, molecular function: pre-mRNA 5'-splice site binding; protein binding.